Phacochoerus africanus (Common warthog) is the source of this 2454-nucleotide messenger RNA. RefSeq names its product olfactomedin 3 (gene OLFM3). The transcript has 6 exons. Gene Ontology annotation, biological process: signal transduction. Lineage: Eukaryota; Metazoa; Chordata; Mammalia; Artiodactyla; Suidae. Bases 436 to 1812 code for a protein of 458 amino acids. The record is from RefSeq and is a predicted model, not a curated record.
AGUGAUGUCAUAUCCGUUGUCCAGGUCUCCACACCUCUCUCGGUAGUUUACUCCCUUUAUCUUUUUCUUGGGUCCAAACUUUUUGAGGAGGUCUGGCUAGAGAGCCACACGAGAGGGUAAACUGGGGCGCCGCGGGUUGGUGGAGCUUCAGCACCUCGGUCAGCGCCCACUGCAGCUCAACCCACCCCUAGAGCUCGCGGACUCCCAGCUCUGAGAAUGCCUGCGGAAUGAUCGCCCCCAGGGCGGCUGCCGCUGCUGCUGCCGCUACCGCUACCGCUGCUGCUGCUGCUGCUGCUGCUCCAGCCACUCACUGCCUCUGUCUCCACUCUGCUCUGACUGACAGGCAGAAAGUGCAACUGACGAAGGAAAGGUCUCUGCAGUGAGAGUGGAGUGGCUACAUAAAAGAGAGUAAAGGGGGAAAAAACCCAGAUCAGAAUGCAGGCGACGUCCAACCUACUCAACCUCCUGCUGCUGUCUUUGCUGGCUGGAUUGGAUCCUUCCAAGACUCAGAUCAGUCCCAAAGAAGGGUGGCAAGUAUACAGCUCAGCACAGGAUCCUGAUGGACGAUGCAUUUGCACAGUGGUUGCUCCAGAACAAAACCUGUGUUCCCGGGAUGCCAAAAGCAGGCAGCUUCGCCAGCUGCUGGAAAAGGUUCAGAACAUGUCCCAGUCUAUUGAAGUCUUAAACUUGAGAACUCAGAGAGAUUUCCAAUAUGUUCUAAAAAUGGAAACCCAAAUGAAAGGUCUGAAGGCCAAGUUUCGUCAGAUUGAAGAUGACCGGAAGACACUAAUGACCAAGCAUUUUCAAGAGUUAAAAGAGAAGAUGGACGAGCUCCUACCCCUGAUUCCUGUGCUGGAACAGUACAAAACAGAUGCCAAGUUAAUCACCCAGUUCAAGGAGGAAAUCCGGAAUCUAUCUGCCGUCCUCACUGGAAUUCAGGAGGAAAUCGGUGCCUAUGACUAUGAGGAACUACAUCAAAGGGUGCUUAGCCUGGAAACCAGACUUCGGGACUGCAUGAAAAAGCUGACAUGUGGCAAACUGAUGAAAAUCACAGGGCCAAUUACAGUCAAGACAUCUGGAACCCGAUUUGGCGCUUGGAUGACAGAUCCCUUAGCAUCUGAAAAAAAUAACAGAGUCUGGUACAUGGACAGUUAUACUAAUAAUAAAAUUGUCCGUGAGUACAAAUCCAUUGCAGACUUUGUCAGUGGAGCUGAAUCCAGGACAUACAACCUCCCUUUCAAAUGGGCAGGAACUAACCAUGUUGUCUACAAUGGCUCACUCUAUUUUAACAAGUAUCAGAGUAACAUUAUCAUCAAAUACAGCUUUGAUAUGGGGAGAGUGCUUGCACAGCGAAGCCUGGAGUAUGCUGGUUUUCACAACGUUUACCCUUACACAUGGGGUGGGUUCUCUGAUAUCGACCUAAUGGCUGAUGAAAUCGGGUUGUGGGCUGUGUAUGCAACCAACCAGAAUGCAGGCAAUAUUGUCAUCAGCCAACUUAACCAAGAUACCUUGGAGGUGAUGAAGAGCUGGAGCACUGGCUAUCCCAAGAGAAGUGCAGGCGAAUCUUUCAUGAUCUGUGGCACACUGUAUGUCACCAACUCCCACUUAACUGGAGCAAAGGUGUAUUAUUCCUAUUCCACCAAAACCUCCACAUAUGAGUACACAGACAUUCCUUUUCAUAACCAAUACUUUCACAUAUCCAUGCUUGACUACAAUGCAAGAGAUAGAGCUCUUUAUGCCUGGAACAAUGGUCACCAGGUCCUGUUCAAUGUUACCCUUUUCCACAUCAUUAAGACUGAGGAUGACACAUAAGCAAAUGUAAUUUAUUUUCACUGACCCAAAGGGUGUCAUUGUGAUAAACUCUGUAAGACCCCUUCUGUUUUCUCUUUAUUGUAACUUUCAUCAUUUCUCCAAAGCAUUUUUUAUUAUAAAGUUGGUGUUUCAAAAAACAGCUAAGUCUGUAUAAAUUAACCUGUUGGAAACACAUCUUAACUCCUAAAUUUACAAGGCCUAUCAUGUCCUUGUCAUGAAAAGCACUAAAAAGAGCUUAAGUGGCUAAAGUCAUAGUUUUACAAAAGAUUAAUGAUCUGCCUUAUAUUAGAGUCAGACUAAUGGUGGCUUAAAUGCAUGAAUGUCUUUUUUUUUUUUUAACUCUUGUCAUUUUUUUACUGUUUUUUGCUCCACAUCAGGAAAUAUUUUGGUAGGAAUAAGGAAAAAAAAAAAAAAGCACUUUCCCCAUUUAUUCCUAAAAAAUAUUUAAGGAUCUUAUUUAUAUGAGAAAAUAAUAUUAAUCAUUUUGCUGUUAUACAAUUCUCCAAUGCGGUGCUGUACAGUCAUUUUUAAAUCUCUUGCUAACAUUUUAUUGGCAAUAUGUAUUUCUACCAUUGUAACCACCAUUGUGCAAUUGUAUCUCUUCACUUCUGUGAAAGUUAAUAUUUUUUAUAAGACACACUG